Molecule: messenger RNA, 2336 nt
Organism: Chlorocebus sabaeus (green monkey)
Lineage: Eukaryota; Metazoa; Chordata; Mammalia; Primates; Cercopithecidae
Gene: MPC2
Product: mitochondrial pyruvate carrier 2
Biological process (GO): pyruvate import into mitochondria
Cellular component (GO): mitochondrial inner membrane
Source: RefSeq, a predicted model, not a curated record
CAAUCCUGGCGGGCAGCUCGGUCUGCGCAAGCGCGCUGCCAGCAGGGCGCUGGGCGGACUCGGUGAGGUGAUUAUUUUGGCACCUGUUGCCGAGGCUCCUCCUCCCUCUCUCCUGCCGGGGCGGAGGCGGACCAGGGGCUGGCCGUUGGCAGCCUCCGCCCCCUCAACCUUCGCGGGGCGCGGGCGGCAGCUUUUUGGUUCACAGCCGGGCAGCGAGAACCGCGGGAAGGGCUCUCCAGCGAGAGACGGACGCCAGGCGUCGUGGCAAGGAAAAGUGACUAGCUCCCCUUCGUUGUCAGCCAGGGACGAGAACAGAGCCACGCUCCCACCCGGCUGCUCACGAUCCCUCGGCGGCGAUGUCGGCCGCCGGUGCCCGAGGCCUGCGGGCCACCUACCACCGGCUCCUCGAUAAAGUGGAGCUGAUGCUGCCCGAGAAAUUGAGGCCGUUGUACAACCAUCCAGCAGGUCCCAGAACAGUUUUUUUCUGGGCUCCAAUUAUGAAAUGGGGGUUGGUGUGUGCUGGAUUGGCUGAUAUGGCCAGACCUGCAGAAAAACUUAGCACAGCUCAAUCUGCUGUUUUGAUGGCUACAGGGUUUAUUUGGUCAAGGUACUCACUUGUAAUUAUUCCAAAAAAUUGGAGUCUGUUUGCUGUUAAUUUCUUUGUGGGGACAGCAGGAGCCUCUCAGCUUUUUCGUAUUUGGAGAUAUAACCAAGAACUAAAAGCUAAAGCACACAAAUAAAAGAGUUCCUGAUCACCUGAACAAUCUAGAUGUGGACAUGACCAUUGGGACCUAGUUUAUUAUUUGGUUAUUGAUAAAGCAAAGCUAACUGUGCAUUUGGAAGGCACAAUAAAACUAACUGCAACUGGUAGCUAGUGCUUGAUUCAAUAGAAAAAUAAAGCAAACUUAAUAACAGUCUCUCUACAUGACUUAAGGAACUUAGCUAUAGAUAUUAGUAACAUUUUUCUACCAUUUGUCCAUAAUAAACCAUACUUGCUCAUAUAUACCCCCUGCCUCCUUCUGUUCCAGUCAGCCAACAUGUGUACAUAAAAGAACACACAAAUAUAAGAAGUUGGAAGAUUAAAUUAUCUGCUUAUUUAGUGUAGGAUGGUCAGGUAGCUAGCUAUAAGUGAAAGGAAAUUUUGCUGAAGAGACUGAGAAAUGGGUAGUGGAAUGACCAUCAAGGUGACCUCAAACUAUUUAAAAACAUUUUAACUUGCCAUGAAGAUUCUUGAUGAUUUUUGUAUAAAUGUUGUAUAAAAUACUUUUACAGCUACAGAUUUUUAAAUAGGAUCAUUGUAAAGAUUAGAUAAUGUUUUAACAUAGUGCCUGGUCUAUGAUAAGUGUUAAAUUUUUCAGUUACCCUCAGUAACUGAUAUAAUGUAGCAGAAAAUACUCUAUAUUCAGACAGACCUGAAUUUGAAUCCCAGCUCUAUGACUUAUGUAUUGUGACUUUUUUUUUUUUUUUUUUUUUUGAGACAGGGUCUUGCUCUGUGGCCCAGGCUGGAGUGCAGUGGCACAGUUUCGGCUCAUUGCAAACCCUACCUCCUGGGCUCAAGCAAUCCUCCUGCCUCGGCCUCCCGAGCAGCUGGGACUACAGGCACACACCACCACACCCAGCUUAUUUUUGUAGAGGUAGGGUUUUGUCAUGUUGCCCAGGCUGGUCUCAAACUCCUGGGCUCAGGUGAUCUGCCCACCUCGUCCUCUCAAAGUGCUGGAAUUACAGGCAUGAGCCACCAUACCCAGCCUAUGCUGUGACUUUAGACAAGUUAGGAAAGUGCCUAGCAGAGUACCUGGGACAUAAGUAGGUUUUCUGUAAAUGUUUGUGACUUUUGGCUCCGUUGUGAGGAGAGACGGAACAUACAUUACUCCACACUACAAAUAACCAUCUCUUUGAUUUGGCUUUCAAUGUGGAGUGCUGAGCUUUUUUUCUAAAAGUGCUAAUAAAGCCAGUCCUCAUUAAAAAUAUAGUCAGAUGACUCAGCAAAGCAAGUUAUUUCAAAAUUUGAAGUAACAAGACAAAACAACUUUUUGAGUAAUACUGUAACCUAUGAAAAUUUGAUAGUUAGCAAUUGAAAACCUUAUACGUUAUCAUUUGUCCCUUAACCAUGGUCUACCAUUGAGGAGAAAAGAUUAGAGAGCUUGACAUAGUCCAAAAUGAAGCGGUUCUGAAGAGUCAAAUUAUUAUUGCUUUCAUUUCAUAAACCACACUGUUAAAUUCAUUUGUGUGUUUGACAUGGGUGUGCACACAUGUAUGUUUUUCCUAGGUUAAGCAUUUAGGAAAAACAUAUUAUGAAAUAUGACAUAGACACAAAAAGUUUAUUAAAAAUUUAUAUG